This is a messenger RNA of Lotus japonicus, 1083 nucleotides long. Its product is annotated as two pore potassium channel a-like. Gene Ontology annotation, cellular component: plant-type vacuole membrane. Gene Ontology annotation, biological process: potassium ion transmembrane transport; stabilization of membrane potential. The transcript is spliced from 3 exons. The record is from RefSeq and is a predicted model, not a curated record. NCBI's taxonomy places the organism in Eukaryota, Viridiplantae, Streptophyta, Magnoliopsida, Fabales, Fabaceae. The coding region runs from base 1 to 1083 and encodes 360 amino acids. Gene Ontology annotation, molecular function: calcium ion binding; potassium ion leak channel activity.
AUGGGCAGUAGUGAUGAUGAAGCUGAAAAAUCAUUACUUUCAGAAUCAAGAGAUCAUCCUCAUCUUCAUGUCCAGAGAAGACGACCCCGGCGAGGUAGUGUUUCAGAGACAGAGAUCAAUCUCCUAGAACAAAAUGUAGUCCAAAACCCUUCACACUCUCGUACAGCUGCAGAACCACAAGCAGAAUUUGAUUUCAAGCCAGUGUUUUUGUGGUUAGCUACCUAUCUUGGUGCAGAAUGUGUUAAAUUUUCGCCCCGUUUUACCUAUAUUUUCUGGUUCGGACCUGCAGGUACCCUAUGUUUCUUUCUCACUAGUUAUCAGAUCACAGGUAUAAAAACCAAUGGAUUUCUUGAUGCUCUUUACUUUUGUGUUGUGACAAUGACCACUGUUGGAUAUGGAGAUCUUGUGCCGAAUAGCCCAUUGGCGAAACUUCUUGCCUGCAUUUAUGUCUUCACAGGCAUGGCUCUUGUUGGGUUAAUUCUAAGCAAAGCAGCUGAUUACAUUGUUGAGAAGCAAGAACUGAUACUAGUAAGAGCUAUGUGCAAAGGUGGAAAACUUAGACCAGAAGAGCUUUUCAAAGAGGUUGAAACUAACAAAAGCAAGUACAAAUUUGUGCUUGCAGCAGCAAUUUUUUGUGUGCUCAUGAUUGCAGGAACUGCUUUUCUGUAUUUUGUUGAAAAUCUAGAUUUUGUGGAUGCACUCUAUUGUGUUUGUUCCACAGUCACUACUUUAGGUUAUGGGGAUAAGAGCUUCUCAACUACUAUUGGUCGCGUUUUUGCUAUGUUCUGGAUAUUGAGCAGCACUAUUUGCUUAGCACAGUCUUUUGCCUAUCUUGCUGAGCUAUAUACUGAAAAUAGACAAAGAUCAUUGGCGAAAUUGGUUCUUACGCGAAAAUUGUCACUCCUUGAUCUUGAGACAGCGGAUCUUGAUCAAGACAAAGCUGUUAGUGCUGCAGAGUUUGUUGUGUACAAGUUGAAGGAAAUGGGAAAGAUCAAUCAAGAAGAUAUUUCAGCUGUGAUGGAGAUUUUUAGAAAACUAGAUUGUGAUAAAUCAGGAACUUUGACAGAAGCUGAUCUUAGAUAA